Messenger RNA from Dunckerocampus dactyliophorus (ringed pipefish), 1843 nucleotides. It is a transcript of the gene sf3b4, whose product is annotated as splicing factor 3b, subunit 4. Bases 51 to 1244 code for a protein of 397 amino acids. The transcript is spliced from 6 exons. The record is from RefSeq and is a predicted model, not a curated record. Gene Ontology annotation, molecular function: RNA binding. Gene Ontology annotation, biological process: positive regulation of mRNA splicing, via spliceosome. Gene Ontology annotation, cellular component: U12-type spliceosomal complex; nucleolus. Lineage: Eukaryota; Metazoa; Chordata; Actinopteri; Syngnathiformes; Syngnathidae.
GGAAGAGGCGGGGCUUCAUUCCAAGCGGCAUCCCCCGUUGUUCAUUCAACAUGGCAGCGGGGCCGAUUUCGGAAAGAAACCAAGAUGCCACGGUGUAUGUGGGUGGCCUGGAUGAGAAGGUGUCAGAGCCGUUACUGUGGGAGCUUUUUUUGCAGGCUGGUCCUGUUGUCAACACGCACAUGCCCAAGGACAGGGUGACAGGACAACAUCAAGGAUAUGGAUUUGUGGAGUUUCUUAGUGAAGAAGAUGCGGACUACGCCAUCAAAAUCAUGAAUAUGAUCAAGCUCUACGGUAAACCCAUCCGCGUCAAUAAGGCGUCGGCACACAAUAAAAACCUGGACGUGGGUGCCAACAUUUUCAUCGGCAACCUGGACCCAGAGAUCGACGAGAAGCUCCUCUACGACACGUUCAGCGCUUUCGGCGUCAUCCUGCAGACGCCCAAGAUUAUGCGCGACCCCGACACGGGCAACUCCAAGGGAUACGCCUUCAUCAACUUUGCCAGCUUUGACGCGUCGGACGCCGCCAUCGAGGCCAUGAACGGUCAGUACCUGUGCAACAGGCCCAUCACCGUGUCCUACGCCUUCAAGAAGGACUCCAAAGGAGAGCGCCACGGCUCGGCCGCCGAGCGACUCCUCGCCGCCCAGAACCCGCUCUCACAGGCAGACAGGCCGCAUCAGCUGUUUGCUGAUGCGCCGCCGCCGCAGGCCAUACCACCGCCAGUUCUGACCUCGAUGGGACCCGGGAUGCCCAUGCCAGGGAUGCCCCCUCCCGGAGCGUUUCCCCCCAUGCCGCCUCCAGGAUCGAUGCCUUCCAUGCCUCCCAAUAUGGCUAUGCAUGCCGCACACGGAGGCCCACAAGGUGGACACCCACCUGGACCCCCACCUUUCCCUCCUGCCUCCAUGCACGCAGGUAUGCCUCAAAUGCCCAUGCCCCCUCCAGCGCCUCCUGGCAUGGUGCCACCACCUCCAGCGCCUCCAGGCUCAACUCAAGCCCGUGCACCGCCACCUCCCGGCAUGCCCCCACCGCCACCCAUGGGCAUGCCACACCGGGCCCCCUACGGACCACCCAUGGGUCACCCCGUACCUCCUGGCAUGAGAGGACCCCCUCCUCCUAUGCCCCCGCCAGGCUACGGCGCCGCUCCCCCUCGCCCUCCUCCCUUUGGCUUCCAGAGAGCUCCCCCCAUGCCGCCGAGGCCGCCCAGUGCCCCGCCCCGGGUUCCCUUAAGGGCACCCAUGCCACCUUAAAUCCAAACAUAUUCCAAAAAAUUCCUGCACCCUUGAUGUUUUUCUUUUUUUCUUUUUUAAAUGUCAAAACAAGUUUGUAAGCGUACUUAUUUUAAUGAUGGGUUUGUACUUUUUGGGGUCACUGUACAGAUGAAAGACCGCUGAUCAAUAAAACCUUUAGUACACACGGCGGAUUGUUUGCUACAACACAAGCAGGUCAGCAGUUUUCAUUUCCUUCAUAGAAAGUUUCUAUUUUAAGUAUACAUUUUAUAUACAUAUGUCGGUGUGUAUAUACUCUAUAAUAUUUCUUUAUAAUGGUCAGAAUGCUUUUUUUUGGGCUUAAAUGUGUAUCGCAGCUCAGAGCCAGCCCUAUACCCAACGUGGUGCCCCCCUCCAUCAGUGAUUUACAUAGCUUGCAGAAGAAAUUGAAUGGCUUCGCUUUUACUGUUGCCUUUCAUUUGUAAGACGACGUGUCAUCCAGUUUACAUGGUUGACAAAUUACAAAUAAAUACAAAAAAAGUCUGAACUAUAUUAGAAAUACGCUUAACACAAAGUAAAACAUCCUGUAAAUACGAUAAUAAAUAUAAAUACAGCAAUCAACAUUAAACAACCACACUGUU